Messenger RNA from Neurospora tetrasperma FGSC 2508, 1439 nucleotides. RefSeq names its product NADPH dehydrogenase. Gene Ontology annotation, molecular function: NADP binding; NADPH dehydrogenase activity; FMN binding. Gene Ontology annotation, cellular component: intracellular anatomical structure. The record is from RefSeq and is a predicted model, not a curated record. The transcript has a single exon. NCBI's taxonomy places the organism in Eukaryota, Fungi, Ascomycota, Sordariomycetes, Sordariales, Sordariaceae. The coding region runs from base 135 to 1439 and encodes 434 amino acids.
UCGGGCCUCCCAGAACGGGGAGUAUAAAUGCUAUAAGCGCCCAUCUACCCUCAUUGCCCUUUUGUCGUUUCUGUAUUCCCAUCAGUCUAUCCAUCCAUCUGUAUACCUCAUCCAUCACCAACAACAUCAUCAAGAUGACCGAUUUCUCCCAGAAGAAGACCUCCUCCCCCGCGGCCCCGGGUGUUCCCUUCUACACCCCGGCCCAGGUCCCCGCCGCCGGCACUCCCCUCCCCUCCACCCCCGGCGAUGUCCCUACUCUCUUCACCCCUCUCAAGAUCCGUGGUGUUGAGCUCCAGAACCGCUUCGCCGUUGCGCCCAUGUGCACCUACUCUGCCGACGAUGGCCACAUGACCGACUGGCACCUUGUCCACCUGGGCUCCUUCGCCCUCCGCGGUGUCCCCCUCACCAUCUUCGAGGCCACCGGCGUCCUCCCCAACGGCCGCAUCACCCCCGAGUGCUCUGGUCUCUGGCAGGACUCCCAGAUUGCGCCCCUCAAGCGCAUCGUCGACUACAUCCACUCCCAGGGCCAGAAGGCCGGUAUCCAGCUCGCCCACGCCGGCCGCAAGGCCAGCACCAAGGCCCCCUGGCACUACCAGCGCGGCAAGAGCGAGCUUGCCGGCCCCGAGCAGGGUGGCUGGCCCGAGAACGUCUGGGCCCCUAGCGCCAUCAGCUACAACGAGGAGACCUUCCCCUUCCCCAAGGAGAUGACCGUCGAGCAGAUCCAGGAGCUCGUCGAGGCCUGGAAGGCCUCUGCCCAGCGCGCCCUCAAGGCCGGCUUCGACCUCAUUGAGAUCCACGCCGCCCACGGCUACCUCAUUUCCGAGUUCUUGAGCCCCAUCUCCAACCAGCGUACCGACCAGUACGGUGGCUCCUUCGAGAACCGCACCCGUGUUCUCCGCGAGAUCAUCUCGGCCGUCCGCUCCGUCAUCCCCGAGGACAUGCCCCUCUUCGUCCGCGUCUCCGCCACCGAGUGGAUGGAGUACACCGGCCAGCCCUCGUGGGACCUCCAGCAGACCAUUGAGCUCGCCAAGAUCCUCCCCGACCUCGGCGUCGACCUCCUCGAUGUCUCUUCCGGCGGCAACAACAAGGACCAGAAGAUCAACGUCCACACCUACUACCAGAUCGACAUGGCUGAGCAGAUCCGCGCGGCUGUGCACGAGGCCGGCAAGCAGCUCCUCGUUGGUGCCGUCGGCUUGGUCACCUCGGCUGAGAUCGCCAAGGAGACCGUCCAGGAGAAGGAGGAUGGCAGAGUUACCAUCCAGCGCGAGAACGGCGCCAAGACUCGUGCCGAUAUGGUUCUUGUUGCCAGGCAGUUCUUGAAGGAGCCCGAGUUCGUCCUCACUGUUGCGGACGAGUUGGGUGUUGAUGUCAAGGCCCCUGUUCAGUACCUCCGUGGUCCUCUUAGCAGCAGGCCCAAGAAGUUGACCACUGUUCCUUAG